AUGGCGCAGACAACCAACCUGCCAGGCGAUCUGAAGACGCUGAAAGAUGGAGUGGCUGGGCUCUACAACAGCCAUUCGCCCGUAGAUGAAAUAAGAGCCAACGUGAAGCGGUUCUACGCGCACGACGUGCGAUUCGAGGAUCCGAUGACGGCCGUGCCCACGAGCCGACUCCUCUUCAUCCAGUUCGUGCUGCUGCGCUACCUGUUCCACAGCUACUGGUCGCUGGAGAAUCACGCUCUCUUCGAUGAGGCGCGCAGGACGCUGGUGAUCGAUCACCUCGUCUUCUACCGCUUCUUCUGGUUCCUGCCCUCCAUCACCAUUCGCACCUUCACCCUGCUCGUGCUCGAGAAGCGACGAAAGCCCAGCGGCAAUGGCGAUGAAGAUGAAGAUGAAGAUGGCCAGUGGGUCGUGGUGAGCCAUCAGGACCACUGGAGCUUCCGGUCCGUGCUCGAAGGCCUGCCCGUCGUUGGGUCCGCCUACCGCCUACUCAAAACCGUCUUUGGCUACCUCUCCUCCAUCGCUUUCGCCCUCAUCUUCCGCCAGGCUGCGCUACUCAAUUAA
This is a messenger RNA of Acanthamoeba castellanii str. Neff, 561 nucleotides long. RefSeq lists its product as uncharacterized. The coding region runs from base 1 to 561 and encodes 186 amino acids. The transcript has a single exon. Lineage: Eukaryota; Discosea; Longamoebia; Acanthamoebidae. The record is from RefSeq and is a predicted model, not a curated record.